Colletotrichum navitas is the source of this 922-nucleotide messenger RNA. Its product is annotated as thioesterase superfamily protein. The transcript has a single exon. The coding region runs from base 232 to 864 and encodes 210 amino acids. The record is from RefSeq and is a predicted model, not a curated record. NCBI's taxonomy places the organism in Eukaryota, Fungi, Ascomycota, Sordariomycetes, Glomerellales, Glomerellaceae.
GCCAGAUAGCCGUACCCUUUCCGGGCAAUCUGUUUUAGUAGUAUAAUUUGGCAUCUGAGGCUGAAAUUCGAUACCCGGCUAGUUCUCACGCAAGACUGUUGACGUCAUCUAACAACAAAGGUCGAAAUUGAUACCGUGUUUAUAUGUAUCCCCCAGUAUCCACUAAAGAAUUUCCAAUUAGGAGAAGAGGCAGACUCGCCUCCGUCUCACGAGGCCACCACCGUUUCCAAUAUGGUCGAACCAAGCAAAAGCCAGAUGGCGCACUUCCAGGCUAUCCCUUGGGUCGCCGAAGAGCUCUCAGAGCCAGACCUUAUCAUCCGAGAGCCCGCCAGCCGUGUCUUCGAUCCCGACCUCCGAGCAUUCGAGUUUUGGAGCUCCACAUUGCAUAGCUCUACAACAGUCCCCUUCUUUGUUGGCGCCUACCACCUACCACCUGAGUCGGAUACGCAAACCCCGAACGCGGAAGAUGCAGACGAUCGAACAAUCGGCCCGCAAAUCGUCACAAGAGCCCGGUUCUUUCUGAGUUUGGGCCGCGGAGUAAGCACCAUAAAUAAGAAUCUAUGCCAUGGCGGCAUGGUUGCAGCCAUCUUCGACGAAUGUGCUGGGGCCAUCUGCUGGGCUAACAAGGCGCAUGGGUUCUUGGAGUUUCUGCCUCAGGUGACACAGAGUCUCUAUAUAAGCUACCUAAAACCAGUUCCGACCAUGUCGACAAUAGCCGUCACGGCUUUGCUAGAAACGAAAGACGGUAUUAAGCUAGUUGUUGACUUGAUGCUGCAGGACAAGACGGGGACUGUGCUAGCAAAAGCAGAGGCUGUAUUCAUAUCGAUUAAGAAGCGGAAGAAAGGGGGAAAUGAGAAGCUGUAGUUAGUGGAUGAUAUUGGAACGGGGCGGGGCAAUCAGGUCAAGUGUUACUGAUAGACGG